Molecule: messenger RNA, 1652 nt
Organism: Bufo bufo (common toad)
Lineage: Eukaryota; Metazoa; Chordata; Amphibia; Anura; Bufonidae
Gene: CEP57L1
Product: centrosomal protein 57 like 1
Exons: 11
Coding region: 69-1529 (486 amino acids)
Cellular component (GO): centrosome
Molecular function (GO): gamma-tubulin binding; microtubule binding; identical protein binding
Source: RefSeq, a predicted model, not a curated record
CGCCCCCAGCAUUCUGUAUACUCUGUCCAGAGCCGUUGCAGACCUCAGCGCCCGGGACUCAGCCCAACAUGGACUCUGUGCUGAAGGAAAGUUACCUGGCUAGCUUUUGCUACCCUCCUGAGUCUAUUCCCAUUGCAGACCUUCUUGAGUCCAAGUCUUCAUCUUCAAGAAAGCUACUAUCGUCUGCUUUGAAGCACCACAGUCCUCAUUCAUAUGAUAUUCUAGAAGCUCCAAAUAGCACAGCUCUUGUGUCUGCACUGAAGACUCUUCAAGAGAAGAUUUCACGGCUAGAACUAGAGAAAUCUAAAGCCCAGAACCACUUAACAAGCUUACCUAUGGAGACAGCAGAAUAUAAGAAGGUUUGGUUCAGCAGUGAGAAGACUGACUCUGCUCAGCAUGAAACCGUUAGGCCAAAAAAUGAUGUAAUUACCCAGCUAAAUGCGGCCGAGGAACGUUGCUUACUUCUCGAGAAGCAGCUAUGCUACAUGAGGAAAAUGGUUCUGCAUGCAGAAGUGGAUAAGAACACCAUUUUGGAUCAACAGGCAUUUCUAAAACAAGAUAAUAUACAGGACAAGCUGGAAAAGCUCGAGUUAUUAGAGAGAGAAUGUCUCCGACUCACGGCCACUCAGCAUCUUGCAGAGGGCAAAAUUCAUGAGCUAGAGGAAAAAUUGUAUGCCGAGGAACAGCAUCGAAAACUGAUGCAGGACAAAGUAUUCCAGCUGGAGACUGGCUCUGAAGUAAGCACACUACCUCUAUCAGCAUCUGCUGAAAAUACUUCCCAAAGGAAUGAAAAAAAAAAGAAACCAUUGCAGAAACCUGCUGCAAGGCAAAAUGGUACUUCUGAACCGAAGAUUUCUGUGAAGGCAGGAGCCUUACCAUUUGUAGCUGGAAAAUCUACCAGUACAAGCCAUUCUCUCAGUGCAAAUGUUCAGAGUGUUCUUCACAUGAUGAAGCAUCGAAGUGAGAGCCCAGCAGUUGCCCAUCAACGCUCAAGGUCUGUAGGACGCAAGCCAUGUUCUAGAAGUCUAGGAGCCACCAGAACUUCAAUAAACUAUGCUCUACACUCUACUGGAGACAGUUUGACUGAUUUACUGCUGGAUCUUCAAGGAGAGCUAGAACAAAUGAGUUUGGACCAUCAAGAUCUGCUGAAACAGAUAAAUGACACGAAGGACAAUGAUUUACGUGAAGACUUAGAGCGUGAAAUGGAUUGCCUUGUCAAACAAAUGGAAACUAAAAGUGACCAAAUACUCAAGCUGAAAAGACAUGAAGCAAAUGUUGUAAGACUUAAGAAAGCAGCUCGGUCAAUGAAGAAACUCUCUUCGAACGCCAGACGAGCUGUUGCAGAAGAGGCUGGCAGAGCAGAUAUACCAGCUACCCCAAGAAGAAAAGAAAUUCCAGCCACUCCAAGAAAAAGGGAAGAAACUGUGUCAAACAGCGCUCCUAACAGCAAGGCUGCCCUCCAACUGUUGAAAAAUGUGCAGAAGAUUCAGAUGACGCUAAAGAAAGAUGACAUCAUGUGGGAGAAAUGACUUCUCUAUGUUUUCACGGCUUUCUGUGUGUGUUUAUAUAAGGUUUACAUUCUUACGUAUAUUUAUUCCAAGUGAUUUUGGAUGUCUAUGUAAUUUUAAUAUUUUAAAUAAAGAUUUGUAAUU